UCAUCAGUCUGCUAAAGAAGUAAACCCCAGGCUGUCUGUAUCUACCAAGGAAAUCCAGUGAUGGCUUGGAAGAAGAAAAUAUGCUAGCAGUUUAGGAAAGAAGAGGUUUCGUCUGUGUCCAUUGAAACAUUUGGAAUGUUAAGAAUUAUUGACUGGUAUGAAGUAGGCCAUGUCUAAUAGUGUUGGAGAUGGAGGACAGGAUUUUUACACUGCCGGCACAGACUCUCCAGAGUUCCAGGCCAACAAUUUUGAACUUCCGGUGAAGAAAAGGGUGAAGGACGGCGGAAACUGAGUCUUGGAGUGUUGGGGAAUUGGCAGGGUCCAGAUGAUUUCAACAGAAAGGAGGACUUGUAACCAGUUUGCAAUGGUGACAUGAAAAGGUUUAGUGUGUGUGAGGGAGUUGCAAACAUUUUAAUCAUUUAUACUGCAUCUGGGGAUAAAACGUAAGAAUAAUUUGAGAGGAGAAAAGAUAAUGGGCUUUUUGGGUCGGCUAAGGAGAAUAUCAAGGCCACUGAGCCCUCAGGUGGUUAUGCUGCUACUUUCUGCAUUUUGCAUAGUAAGUGUUUUUAUAUCUGCUUAUUAUCUUUAUGGGGUGAAGCGUGAACUGGAACCAUCAGGAAGAUUGCAGACUACGGAUUGUGAUGAUCCCAAAGUCACCCCAUCCCGUCUCCUCCCUCCAAAGAAUCUUUUGCCAUCAGAUUCUUCCCGGACAGACCUCAUGGUGUUAGUGUUUGUAGAAAGUCUGUAUUCACAACUGGGCCAGGAGAUUAUUGCUAUCCUUGAGUCGAGUCGUUUUAAGUAUCGGACUGAAAUUGCUCCUGGUAAAGGGGAUAUGCCAACACUUACAGAUAAGGACAGGGGGCGUUUCUCCUUGAUCAUAUAUGAGAAUUUACUGAAAUAUGUCAACUUGGAUGCUUGGAACCGAGAGUUGUUGGAUAAAUACUGUGUGGAGUAUGGAGUCGGAAUCAUUGGAUUCUUUAAGGCAAAUGAAAACAGCUUGCUGAGUGCGCAACUCAAAGGUUUUCCACUUUAUCUUCACUCAAACUUGUGGCUGAAGGACUGCAUCAUCAACCCUAAAUCCCCAUUACUUUACAUCACCAAGUCUACAGGGGCAGAGAAGGGUUUGCUGCCAGGUGAAGACUGGACAGUGUUUCAGUCCAACCAUUCUACCUAUGAGCCUGUCUUGCUAGCAAAGACCAAGUCUGCAGAGAGCAUCCCUCACAUGAACCUUGAUGCAGCUUUGCAUGCUACAGUGGUGCAGGAUCUGGGACUGCAUGAUGGCAUUCAGAGGGUUCUUUUUGGCAACAACCUGAAUUUCUGGCUACACAAGUUAGUGUUUGUAGAUGCUGUCUCUUUUCUAACUGGGAAGAGGCUAUCUCUGUCCCUUGACCGUUACAUUUUGGUUGAUAUUGAUGAUAUCUUCGUGGGCAAGGAAGGAACACGCAUGAAAAAAAGUGACGUGAAGGCUUUGCUUGAUACUCAGAAUGAACUGCGGGUUCAUGUCCCCAAUUUUACUUUCAAUCUGGGAUUCUCAGGGAAAUUCUUCCAUACAGGUACAGAUGAAGAAGAUCAAGGUGAUGAUCUCCUCCUGUCCUAUGUUAAUGAAUUUUGGUGGUUCCCUCACAUGUGGAGCCAUAUGCAACCUCACCUUUUUCACAACCAGUCAGUUCUGGCAGAGCAGAUGGUUCUGAACAGGAAAUUUGCCACUGAUCAUGGAAUUCCUACAAAUAUGGGGUAUGCUGUAGCCCCCCACCAUUCUGGAGUCUAUCCUGUCCAUGUGCAGCUGUACCAGUCAUGGAAGCAAGUCUGGAACAUAAAGGUGACCAGCACAGAGGAGUAUCCUCAUCUCAAACCAGCACGAUACCGCCAUGGUUUCAUACACAAUGGCAUCAUGGUUCUUCCCCGACAGACAUGUGGCUUAUUCACACACACUAUAUUUUAUAAUGAGUACCCUGGAGGUGCAGUCGAACUUGACAAGAUCAUUAAUGGAGGGGAGCUUUUCCUUACGGUGCUGCUAAAUCCAAUCAGUAUCUUCAUGACUCAUCUUUCAAAUUAUGGAAACGACCGUCUGGGAUUAUACACCUUUAAGAACCUUAUCAGGUUUGUUCAGAUGUGGACUAACCUAAAACUACAGACCCUCCCUCCAGUUCAGCUGGCUCAGAAGUACUUCCAGAUUUUUCCUGAAGAAAAGGACCCUUUGUGGCAGGAUCCUUGUGAAGAUAAAAGGCAUAAAGAUAUUUGGUCAAAAGAGAAGACUUGUGAUCGUUUUCCCAAGUUGCUGAUUAUUGGCCCCCAGAAAACAGGUACUACAGCACUGUAUCUGUUCCUAGGGAUGCAUCCUGAGCUCAGCAGCAAUUUUCCCAGUUCUGAAACCUUUGAAGAGAUCCAGUUUUUUAAUGGGCACAAUUACCACAAGGGAAUUGACUGGGCAAUAGAGCACCUGCCAAUCCCAGCAAACACAGCUAGUGAUUUUCACAGUGAAAAAAGGUGUAAUGUAUACGAUGAGGAGAUCAAAGCAUGUGCAACAGCAUCACUUUUUCCUAAGGGGGCUCUGCUUCUUAUUCUUAUAAGUAAGUCACAAAGGACAUAUGUAUGGUUGCAGCACCAGCGAGCUCAUGAUGACCCAGUUGCAGGGAAGUAUACAUUUUAUGAAGUUAUUACAGCAGAUGUUGGAGCCCCUUCCAGGGUUAGAACUUUGCAGAGUCGUUGUUUGGUGCCAGGAUGGUACUCCACUCACCUUGAACGAUGGCUGAGUUACUAUCAUUCCAACCAGAUCCUUGUUUUGGAUGGAGACCUACUACGUAAGGAACCAGCACUUGUGAUGGAAAAAGUUCAGAAAUUUCUUGGUGUGAGAAAUGUAAUCAACUACCAAAAGAUACUGGCGUUUGAUCCUAAAAAAGGAUUCUGGUGCCAACUCUUGGAAGGUGGAAAAACAAAAUGUCUGGGAAAAAGCAAAGGAAGGAAAUACCCAGAGAUGGAUUCAGAUUCAAGAACUUUUCUUAGAGACUAUUAUAGAGACCAUAAUAUUGAGCUGUCCAAACUACUGUACAAAAUGGGUCAGCGUUUACCAAACUGGUUGAGAGAAGAGUUGCAGAACACAAGGUAGCAGGAGACUGGAGAGAAACUAUCGAAGAGAUUGUCUUUUGAAGCACAAUGAAAACUGAGCACCAGUCAUUUAAUUCAGAAGAGAAAGCACAGCCUGCUUCAUGGGAAGGAGAGCCAGAAAAGCAGCAAAUUGCAAGAUUUAGAAUAUGGCUGUCACUCUUUCUACAUUGGGUGUUAAAACUUGAUAAACAAGAUGGAUCUCAAGUCUGCUGUUUGCUAUUUCUUUUAGCAGUACUUUGUCACACGGGCCAGUCAGUCACCACAAAUUGUCUUUUUGACUUCUCUCAGGUCCAGCAGAGGAGUAUGCCCUUGUGCAUUCUUUGCAAGAACAAUUUAGAAACUACAAGACUUGUUACUAAAUUUCAGUAUUUUAACUGUUACCCUGUCUGGCAGUUGAUGACAUACAGGUUGACUGACAUAUAUUUUUUUUCUUUUUGUACAAAUUUCCUGUGUAUAGGUUCAUGAAUACAGUGUCUAAUCUAAAA
Protopterus annectens (West African lungfish) is the source of this 3590-nucleotide messenger RNA. It is a transcript of the gene NDST1, whose product is annotated as N-deacetylase and N-sulfotransferase 1. The record is from RefSeq and is a predicted model, not a curated record. NCBI's taxonomy places the organism in Eukaryota, Metazoa, Chordata, Ceratodontiformes, Protopteridae. The transcript has 22 exons. The coding region runs from base 473 to 3106 and encodes 877 amino acids. Gene Ontology annotation, cellular component: Golgi apparatus. Gene Ontology annotation, molecular function: heparan sulfate N-sulfotransferase activity; deacetylase activity.